ACGGGGGCGGGGUGGCGGGGCUGUUGACAUGUGCAGAGGGUGGAGCUUUCCUGAUCCCCAGGCUGAAGGAUGGCGGCCCUUGCCCGCCUGCUGGAACGUCUCCUCUGGCCAGCUCGUAAGCAAGAGCGGGUGGAGGAGGCAGAGGAAAGGCGCAGCUCUCCCGACGGGCCUCAGUCCCUCCUGGACGCGCCGCGAUGUGCCCAGCGGCCGCACGGGGGUGCGGCGGCGUCUUGGGGCUUGAGCUUCGGGGCGAGCGCAGUGCAAGGGUGGCGCGCACACAUGGAGGACGCGCAUUGCGCUUGGCUUGAGCUACCCGGGCUGGGCCCGGGCUGGGCUUUCUUCGCGGUCCUCGACGGCCACGGUGGGACGAGAGCCGCCCUCUUCGGUGCGCGCCACCUGCCGGGCUACGUGCUCGAGGAGCUGGGCCCAGCGCCCGGAGAGCCCGAGGGCGUGUGCGAAGCACUGCGCCGCGCCUUUCUGGGCGCAGACGCACGCCUGCGCGCGCUCUGGCCCCGCGGCGAGCCGGGAGGCUCCACCGCCUUGGCGUUGCUGGUUUCCCCGCACUUUCUGUACCUGGCGCACUGCGGUGACUCCCGCGCGGUGCUGAGUCGCGCCGGCGCCGUGGCCUUCACCACCGAAGACCAUCAGCCCCUCCGUCCCCGGGAACGCGAGCGCAUCCAUGACGCGGGCGGCACCAUCAGCCGCCGGCGCCUCGAGGGCUCUCUGGCAGUGUCCCGAGCACUGGGAGACUUUGCCUACAAAGAGGCUCCGGGAAGACCCCCUGAACUGCAGCUCGUUUCCGCGGAGCCUGAAGUGACCGCCCUGGCACGCCGAGUAGAGGACGAAUUCAUGCUCCUGGCCUCUGAUGGCGUGUGGGACGCGAUGUCUGGCUCUGCCCUGGCGGAACUGGUGUCAUCUCGCCUCUGCUUGGGCUUGGCCCCAGAGCUUCUCUGCGCGCAGCUGUUGGACACGUGUCUUUGCAAGGGCAGCCUGGAUAACAUGACCUGCAUCCUGGUCUGCUUCCCGGGGGCCCCCAGGUCUUGUGAGGAGGCCAUCAGGAAGGAGCUAGUGCUGGACGCAGCCCUGGGACGCAGGGUUGCAGGUGAGCAGGCGCCAGGAGCCCGGCGGAAGGGGUGGUCAGCAAGCAGGGUAACUCCCACAAUCCUUGCCUCCUUCUCAGAGCUGUGUGCCUCUGGCCAGGAGCCGCCCAGCUUGAACACAGUUUUCAGGACUCUGGCCUCUGAGGACAUCCCGGAUCUACCUCCUGGGGGAGGGCUCCACUGCAAGGCCACAGUCAUCGCUGACGCUUACUCUCAGUUCUGCCAGGCCUCAGGAGAGCGCUGCGUGAUGGGGCAGAAUGGGGCUGAGAAGCCCACUGGCACCCAUUCAAGCUCUGCCUUGGACUUGGAGGCCUGACAGCUGUCGUCCUUUAGGGACCCUCUGCCCAGCUGGGGCCUCAAUGGAAUUAAGGAAGAAAACUUCCCUUCCCCAGCUAUGCAGACUAGUGCAAGGAAGAGAAACCAGUGGAGG
This is a messenger RNA of Kogia breviceps (pygmy sperm whale), 1530 nucleotides long. The record is from RefSeq and is a predicted model, not a curated record. NCBI's taxonomy places the organism in Eukaryota, Metazoa, Chordata, Mammalia, Artiodactyla, Physeteridae.